Cataglyphis hispanica is the source of this 1165-nucleotide messenger RNA. RefSeq names its product leucine-rich repeat-containing protein 23-like. The transcript is spliced from 4 exons. Gene Ontology annotation, molecular function: protein binding. The record is from RefSeq and is a predicted model, not a curated record. Lineage: Eukaryota; Metazoa; Arthropoda; Insecta; Hymenoptera; Formicidae. The coding region runs from base 86 to 1165 and encodes 359 amino acids.
GAGCCUAAGAAAGCCUAGAUUUUGCGAUACCCGGCUUUUGUUCAACGACGAUAAAAAUCUAUCUCGCUCUUUAAUUCGGAAACAAAUGGAGAAAGAAGAAAAGGAAGAAGAAAAGGAAGAGAAGAAAGAGAAGAAGAGGAGGAAGAAGAGAAGAAGAAGAGGAAAGGCAGAAGAAGAGAUAAAGAAAGAGAUUUUUAUACCACUUAACCUGACAGAAGUCGAAGUCAAUCAAUAUUUAAAUACUAUGAAAGCUCUCAAAAAUGUCGACGUCUACUUUGAGCUGGACGUCUCGAACAAAAAUUUGACGAAUGUGAGUGUGAUACCUAGGUUCUUCAAAUUUCUUCGUCACGUGAAUGUAUCGGAGAACAGAUUGACAUCAGAGGCAUUGCGAGUGCUCGAAGAGAUGGAUCUAGUCGAGUUGCGGGCGGAUAAAAACUGGUUGACCACCGCGAAAUUAAACCCGAUGAAGUUUCUAGAGACGCUUACUAUGAACAACAACAAGCUGACAUCUGCUAAUACUGACGACAUUUCACAUGAACAACUCACGAAACUGGAACUAAAGGAAAAUCUUAUCAGCACCGUCGAAUUUAUGAAUGAGAAACUUCCGAAAUUAUUAAAGUUGGAAUUAAGCGGCAAUGCGCUAACUACUAUGGCAGGUAAAAUGAAAUCAACAUCAGAACAUUUAAUUUCUUUACUUCUUAAAGGGAUAUUUUCUUCCACACUGACGGAACUUUACCUGGACAAGAAUAAGAUCGAAAAUAUUGAAAAUCUUAGAGAACUUCCUAACUUGACGAAACUAAGCUUGGAAAGCAACCAGAUUGAGAAUCUGAACGGUUUAUCUAUGCAAUGUCUCAAGUUAGAAUACAUAAAUCUGGGCGAUAAUAACAUCUCGAAAGUUUCAGAAUUUGUGAAGCUAAGCUGCCUACCAUGCCUAAAAAAGCUUAUUAUUCUAAAAAAUCCCUUUUUAGAAAUAAUUCUAGAAGAUGAAGAAGGAAAAAGAUACAGACUUAUUGUUUUGAUGAUGCUUCCAAAUUUAAUCAAGAUCGAUAACAUUCCUGUGAAAGAUGAAGAAAAAAUUAAAGCAAAGGAAUUGCUUGAUGAAACCCACGAAAGAGGAUAUGGCUUUAAGAAUUACGAUUUGGAAAAGUUUGCUUUUCGAAAUUAA